GGCAGCAGCAGCAACAACGACCAGCGGGAGCGGAAGCAGCGGCGCCAGCAGCGACGUCAGCGGCGGCGGUGCGAAAUCGGUGUGAAUUUUUCUAUAAACUCAGGCCCGCCCUUAUGCUGGCCAACAUUCGCGAUUGUGAUACGGAGCAUAAGGCCGCCGAGCGAGCAGAAAGCUGCCAAACCAAAGUCUGACCUUCGAAAUUUCGCACAACUCUUGCCACACAGCCACAGCCAGCCGAGCAAUAACAACACACGGCAAACAACCAACAACCAGCAAACAACCAAACAAGCAAACAACUAAAAGCGAGCAGCAAUCGACACAAAAGUUCCUAAAUCAAAGUCACAUUUGGUGCGCGCACACAAGUUCCUAAGUAGCUGAAAAGCCGAAAAGCCAGCCAGAAACAAUUGCAACAGCAGCAUCGCAGCAGCAACAGCGCAGGGCAGCAGCAACAUCCAGAAACAACAGCAACAUGACGGCACUGGGAUUAGUUUUGCUAUCCAUGAUGGGCUAUAGCCAGCACAUGAAUACGGGCGAUGUAGUGCCUUCGAGUCGAAUUGUGUCGCGGGAGGAGUGGGGAGCCCGCUUGCCCAAGGCCGUGGAACACUUCGAGGGAGCCGCCCCCUACGUGAUUAUCCACCACUCCUAUAUGCCAGCCGUGUGCUAUACCACGCCGGAAUGCAUGAAGAGCAUGCGGGACAUGCAGGACUUCCACCAACUGGAGCGCGCCUGGAAUGAUAUUGGCUAUAGCUUCGGGAUCGGCGGCGAUGGAAUGAUCUAUACAGGAAGGGGAUUCAAUGUUAUCGGAGCCCAUGCCCCCAAGUACAAUGACAAGAGCGUGGGCAUCGUCCUCAUCGGAGAUUGGAGAACCGAACUGCCGCCCAAGCAGAUGUUGGAUGCGGCCAAGAGCCUGAUUGCCUUCGGCGUCUUCAAGGGUUACAUUGACCCCGCCUACAAGCUGCUGGGCCACAGACAGGUGCGGGAUACCGAGUGCCCGGGCGACAGGCUGUUCGCCGAGAUCCAAACCUGGCCGCACUUCACCCAGCUUAACGCUACCGAGGCCAGCACUCCGGCCCCAGUGGAACCGCACGUCCAUGCGCCAGCCCACCCGCCGGCGGCACCUCAAUCCCCGCCAGCUGCGCCCAAGGUCUAGUUAAGGUCUGGUCCCCGCCAGACCCUCAUCCCUCGCAACAGCAGUUUAAGAGAAGCCACAACGAGCUCGGCUCCCCGCACAACGCCAAGGAGUUCAUUCAGUAUUCAUUAGAUGUCUCUUCGAACAUUUCACAAAUAAAGCAAUUUCUAGAUGAUAACACUUAAACAUAA
Molecule: messenger RNA, 1320 nt
Organism: Drosophila biarmipes
Lineage: Eukaryota; Metazoa; Arthropoda; Insecta; Diptera; Drosophilidae
Gene: PGRP-LB
Product: peptidoglycan-recognition protein LB
Exons: 3
Coding region: 470-1150 (226 amino acids)
Biological process (GO): peptidoglycan catabolic process; innate immune response
Molecular function (GO): zinc ion binding; N-acetylmuramoyl-L-alanine amidase activity; peptidoglycan binding
Source: RefSeq, a predicted model, not a curated record